Molecule: messenger RNA, 1793 nt
Organism: Daucus carota subsp. sativus
Lineage: Eukaryota; Viridiplantae; Streptophyta; Magnoliopsida; Apiales; Apiaceae
Product: chaperone protein dnaJ 10
Exons: 10
Coding region: 381-1529 (382 amino acids)
Source: RefSeq, a predicted model, not a curated record
ACAGACUACUAACCUCUCUUUUGACUUGGGUAAGAAUCAAUUUCCCUAGACUUUUUCUUAACAAAUUACUAAAAAAACAUCAUCAGUAGCUGUUGCUCCAGACACCUCAUUAUAAUUCUUCGUGUUUAUCGCGAUCUUUGUCCAUCUGACGCACCUGGGUCCUCCCCCUCUCUUUUCCAAUUUAUACUCCGUAUCUCUUUUUCUAAAUACACACACAGACACACACUGCCUGUUUUUUCUUGAAAAGUAUUUUACUUCUUUCUGCUUUCUUUCCUACUUGAUUCUUGUUUUUUUAUUUCGUUUUGUUCCUCCCGAGAUUUUCGGAUUCCCCCCGUUUUGUUCUUUUUGGUUUUGUUUGGAUUGGAAUUAUUACAAGAUCCAUGGUGAAGGAGACGGAGUACUAUGAUGUUCUUGGAGUGAGUCCCUCUGCAACUGAAGCUGAGAUCAAGAAAGCUUAUUAUAUCAAGGCAAGACAGGUCCAUCCAGAUAAGAACCCCAAUGAUCCUCUUGCUGCUCAAAAUUUCCAGGUUUUAGGAGAGGCUUACCAAGUGUUAAGUGAUCCUACCCAACGACAGGCAUACGAUGCUUACGGGAAAUCAGGAAUUUCAACUGAUGCUAUCAUUGAUCCUGCUGCUAUUUUUGCGAUGCUUUUCGGGAGUGAGCUUUUCGAGGAUUACAUUGGGCAACUAGCCAUGGCAUCAAUGGCCUCCAUGGAUAUCUCCGCAGAAGAACAGUUUGAUGCCAAAAAAUUGCAAGAGAAAAUGAGGGUUGUCCAGAAGGAAAGAGAAGAGAGGCUUGCUCAAAUACUUAAGGAUAGACUAAACCUUUACGUGCAAGGCAAUAAGGUAGAUUUUGUUAAAGAUGCUGAAGCGGAAGUAUCAAGACUCUCCAGUGCAGCAUAUGGAGUUGAUAUGUUAAAUACAAUUGGUUACAUAUAUGCAAGACAGUCAGCUAAAGAGCUUGGAAAGAAUGUGAUGUUAUUGGGCUUGCCAUUUGUUGCUGAGUGGUUCAGGAAUAAAGGACAUUACAUCAAAUCCCAAGUAACUGCAGCAACAGGAGCAAUCGCAUUGAUACAGCUUCAAGAGGAUAUGAAACGCCAGCUUAGUUCAGAGGGAAAUUACACAGAGGAAGAACUGGAAGAAUACAUGCAGUCUCACAAGAAGGUGAUGAUUGAUUCAUUGUGGAAGCUUAAUGUAGCCGAUAUUGAAGCCACACUGUCCCGUGUUUGUCACAUGGUUCUUCAAGACAGUAAUGUGAAGAAAGAUGAGCUCCGUGCUAGAGCAAAAGGGUUGAAAACUCUUGGUAAAAUAUUUCAGAGGGUGAAAUCGGCUGACAGCACUGGCAGUGAAACUGCACCAAAGAGUGAUACCCACAAAUUGAAUGGAAAUCAGUCAAGUACUGCAGAAACAUCUUAUGCUGCUUUUGCGUCACAGAGCCCCUAUGUCGAGGCUCCUCAAUUUCCAGGCGCUGAACGCAACUAUAACUUCCCGAUGCCAGCAGCACCUCCAGGUGCACACAGACAUCUGUAAACAUGAUAAAGCUCCGAUAAUUUAAAGCAUCGACUCUUAGUGGCCAGCUUAUACGUGUUUGAAUUUAUAUUUGUUUCUCAUGUGAGGGAAGCACAUGCAAUUAUAGUUGUGGAGUGUGGACAGGUAAUUUGUUGUGUAUAUUUUGUGGAAGAAGGGCAAAUGUUCAGAUAGUAAAGAGUGUAUUAGUUAAGAUAGUAGGCUUUGUAGUUGUGUUUGGAUUUUGAUUUCUUUUAGUAGUUUAUUUUCAACAGCAUUCCUUUCAAA